Messenger RNA from Aspergillus wentii DTO 134E9, 348 nucleotides. RefSeq lists its product as uncharacterized. NCBI's taxonomy places the organism in Eukaryota, Fungi, Ascomycota, Eurotiomycetes, Eurotiales, Aspergillaceae. Bases 1 to 348 code for a protein of 115 amino acids. The record is from RefSeq and is a predicted model, not a curated record. The transcript is spliced from 2 exons.
AUGAAGCUAAUCAAUGGUCUUUCUAUGCUUACCCUCCUUGCGGGGCUGGCGAUUGCCGCACCUGCAAACUCGAGGGAAACUCUUGACAAGCGUGAGGAUGCCGAGACAGCAGAGCCACUGCAGUGGAUCAAACGCGAUGAUGCUGAGACAGCCGAACCACUUCAAUGGAUCAUGCGUGUCGAUGCUGAGCAGGCGGAGCCAUUGCAGUGGAUCAAGCGCGAGGAUGCUGAAAAAGCAGGGCCAUUGCAGUGGAUCAAACGCGAAGACAGCGAGACGGCCGAGCCUCUGCAAUGGAUCAAGGCCAAGCGCGAGGAGGCCGAAAAGGCGGAGCCCCUUCAGUGGAUCUGA